Messenger RNA from Geodia barretti, 1365 nucleotides. Lineage: Eukaryota; Metazoa; Porifera; Demospongiae; Tetractinellida; Geodiidae. The record is from the annotation of a GenBank genome assembly.
AUGCAAUCGAACGGUGGGAUGAUGUCGGUGGAAUCCGCUCAGGAUUUUUCAGUAAACACCAUCCUAUCGGGUCCCGCAGCUGGGGUUAUCGCUGCCACCAAGAUCGCCGCAGAAAGCGGUUUUCAGAACCUGAUUGGUUACGAUAUGGGAGGCACGAGUCUUGAUGUAUCCCUAGUAACAGAGGGCAAACCGGUCGUGUCAAACGGGAUAGAACCGGAGUUUGGCAUUCCAAUCAUGGUGUCGAUGAUUGAUAUUCAUACCAUCGGCGCGGGUGGUGGUAGCAUCGCCCGGAUUGACGAGGGAGGUCUUCUCCAAGUAGGUCCCGAAAGUGCCGGUGCUGAACCGGGUCCCGUCUGCUAUGGACUGGGAGGCACUGAGCCCACAGUCACGGAUGCUAACGUGAUUCUGGGGCGGAUCAACCCGGACUAUCCCAUCGCUAGAGCGACCGAUUUUUCGUUUGACCUCGAUACAGCCCGGUCUGUUCUCAUCGAGAAAAUCGGUAAACCGCUCGGUCUCUCCCUAGAAGAGGCGGCACUGGCAAUCCUCACCAUCGCAAAUAACCGAAUCGCCGGUAGCAUCCGGCGCAUCUCCAUCGACCGUGGACAUGAUCCACGAGACUUUGUUCUUUUCUCCUUUGGGGGUGGAGGACCACUGAUGGUCAGUUUCCUCCUACGGGAGCUUGGUGUUUCACAGGCACUUGUCCCCUACUAUCCCGGCAUCGCCUCCGCUUGGGGGUGUGUCAUCGCCGACCUCCAGCACGAUUUUGUGACCAUGAUCAACCGGCGUCUCUCCGAACUCGACCCAACCGAUGCAGAGGGGAUUUUUGCUGAACACCUCGCGCAGGGAGAACGACUAAUCAAGAGAGAGCAGGUCCCCCUGACACAGGUAAGUGUUUUGCGGGAAGCGGAGAUUUCCUAUGAGGGGCAAACCCAUGUCAUACGGACACCGCUACCGGCGGGACCCGUGUCUCCCCUCGUUAUUGCAGAAAGUUUUCGUCGCGCAUAUCUCCGGCAAUACGGGCAAGUCGAUGAGACAUUUAGUGGAUUAGAGACACUGUUGGAUAGCAUCCCAAUCCGCCUGUUAAAUCUUCGCACAUCUGUGAUUGGUGUACGCCCAAACCUGUCACUGAAAGACUUUAUUCCCAGUCCCAAAACCACCUUGCAAGACGCACAGAAAGGUGUCAGACCUGUCUACGUGGAAGAUCGGUUUGUGGAAUGUCCCAUCUAUGAUCGUUCACUGCUCCCGUGGGGUAGCGAUUUCUCCGGGCCCGCUGUCAUCGAGCAGCCGGACACGACCAUCUGGAUUGAACCUUGGGUCCGUGUCCGUGUGGACGAAGGUGGAAAUCUUUUUCUUAGUAUAGCGUAA